AUGGAAAAUCAAAACAACGUGACCAAAUUCAUUCUUCUGGGCCUUACAGAGAACCCUGAGCUGCGGAAAGUAUUUUCUGCCAUGUUUCUUGUCAUGUACAUGGCCACAGUGCUGGGAAAUCUAGCCAUCAUGGUAACCAUAAUCACAAGUCAGAGUCUGAGAACACCCAUGUACUUUUUUCUUACUUUCAUGUCCCUUUCGGAUGUCACCACCUCUUCCAUCAUUGCCCCCAAGUUGAUUGUGGACUCCCUGUCUGAAGGCACAACCAUCUCCCUGGAAGGCUGCAUGACCCAGCUCUUUGCGGGACAUUUCUUUGGUGGUGUGGGGAUCAUCCUUCUCAUCGUGAUGGCCUAUGACCGCUAUGUGGCCAUCUGUAAGCCCCUGCACUACACCAGCAUCAUGAGACCCAGGGUGUGCCAUCUGAUGGUGGGAGGGGCCUGGGUGGGGGGAUUGAUGCACGCAACAACACAGCUUCUGUUCAUGUCCCAAAUACCCUUCUGUGGUCCUAAUAUCAUAGAUCACUUUAUGUGUGAUUUGUUUCAGUUGCUGACACUUGCCUGCAUGAACACACACAUAUUGGGCCUCUUAGUCACCCUCAAUAAUAGGGUGAUAUGUACAGCUAUCUUCCUUGUCCUAAUUGCCCCCAACACAGUCAUCCUCUGCUCCCUGAAGUCUUACAGCUCUGAAGGGUGGCUCAAAGCCCUGUCCACCUGUGCCUCCCACUUCACAGUAGUCAUCUUGUUCUUUGUGCCCUGUAUUUUUUUGUACAUGAGGCCUGUGGUCACUUACCCCAUAGACAAGGCAAUGGCUGUGUCUGAUUCAAUCAUCACACCCAUGUUAAACCCCUGGAUCUACACACUGAGGAACACAGAGGUGAAAAACACCAUGAAGAAACUUUGGAUGAAAUGGGAGUCUAUGGUUGGCAGGUAA
Messenger RNA from Nycticebus coucang (slow loris), 930 nucleotides. RefSeq names its product olfactory receptor 4C6-like. Gene Ontology annotation, biological process: G protein-coupled receptor signaling pathway. NCBI's taxonomy places the organism in Eukaryota, Metazoa, Chordata, Mammalia, Primates, Lorisidae. The coding region runs from base 1 to 930 and encodes 309 amino acids. The record is from RefSeq and is a predicted model, not a curated record. Gene Ontology annotation, cellular component: membrane. Gene Ontology annotation, molecular function: olfactory receptor activity; G protein-coupled receptor activity. The transcript has a single exon.